AUGGGCAACUGUGGUACCAGAGAAGAAUCCGCCGUUGUUUCCAAUGCUCAAGUUCAGCAGCUACAUCCUGCUGCCGGAGCUAGAAACCAAACCACCGGCACCGGCACCGGCGGCGCUAUUGAACGGAAAAACUCCAGUCUCAGACAUCAUCUAACCGAUUCCGCUUCGGAUCUGAGCGAGUCGUGUUCAACGCCGCGCUGGAACAACGCUAAUAAUAAUAAUACACUUCUUUAUACGCACGUUAUAGCUUUCACGCUCUACGAGCUUGAAACCAUAACGAAAAGCUUUCGCGCUGAUUAUAUUUUGGGGGAAGGAGGGUUUGGUACUGUUUAUAAAGGCUACAUUGAUGAGAAUGUUAGGGUUGGACUUAAAUCUCUUCCUGUGGCUGUUAAAGUGUUGAAUAAAGAAGGACUUCAAGGUCAUCGCGAGUGGCUCACGGAGGUCAAUUUUCUUGGACAGCUUAGGCAUCCUAAUCUUGUGAAGUUGAUUGGUUACUGCUGUGAGGAUGAUCAUAGGCUGCUUGUCUAUGAAUUCAUGUUUCGAGGAAGUUUGGAAAAUCAUCUAUUCCGAAAGGCAACUGUUCCUUUAACAUGGGCUACAAGAAUGAUGAUUGCUCUUGGUGCUGCCAAAGGGCUUGCCUUUCUCCACAAUGCUGAAAGGCCGGUAAUCUAUCGUGACUUCAAGACGUCUAAUAUAUUAUUGGACUCUGACUAUACAGCCAAGCUUUCUGAUUUUGGGUUAGCUAAAGCAGGGCCUCAAGGUGAUGAAACCCAUGUAUCCACCCGAGUCAUGGGUACAUAUGGUUAUGCUGCCCCUGAAUAUGUAAUGACUGGCCACCUAACAGCUAGGAGUGAUGUAUAUAGCUUUGGGGUUGUUCUUUUGGAGCUUUUAACCGGAAGGAAGUCUGUUGACAAGACCAGACCCGGGAAGGAACAAAGCUUGGUAGAUUGGGCACGUCCAAAGCUCAACGACAAGAGAAAGCUCCUACAAAUAGUUGAUCCUAGAUUGGAGAAUCAGUAUUCAGUGAGGGCGGCACAGAAAGCAUGUAGCCUGGCUUACUACUGCUUGAGUCAAAAUCCUAAAGCAAGACCACUAAUGAGCGAUGUAGUCGAGACAUUGGAACCCUUACAAAGUUCUACUGUUGGUGCAGACGAAGUCUCAUUAUCAGGAUCAAAUAGUGGGAGUGGCGGUCCUUUUGCCAUGAACAAAAUCUCCGAUUACCGAAUGCGUCACAAGUUUUCAAAUAACGUUGGCCCAGGUGCUACUUGUCGAUCUCCCAACCCAAACUGCUCGCCAGGUCCUGCUGCAGCUUUACGGGUCAGAUGA
Molecule: messenger RNA, 1326 nt
Organism: Vicia faba (fava bean)
Lineage: Eukaryota; Viridiplantae; Streptophyta; Magnoliopsida; Fabales; Fabaceae
Source: the annotation of a GenBank genome assembly